Messenger RNA from Panicum virgatum (switchgrass), 1406 nucleotides. Its product is annotated as UDP-glycosyltransferase 73C4-like. The record is from RefSeq and is a predicted model, not a curated record. Bases 359 to 1252 code for a protein of 297 amino acids. NCBI's taxonomy places the organism in Eukaryota, Viridiplantae, Streptophyta, Magnoliopsida, Poales, Poaceae. The transcript has 2 exons. Gene Ontology annotation, molecular function: UDP-glycosyltransferase activity.
UGUGCCUGAAUAUUUGCCGUGUGUUAUCUUAUAGGCACACGGCAAAUAGCAUGUUUGCAGUGUGCCCGACAUAGUACACACGGUAAAAGUUGAAGCACACGGUAAACAACGGGUUUCCGGUAGUGCGGACUGCCUCGUCGCCGACGCGUGUGGCUCGUGGACGGUGGGCGUCGCGCGGCGGCUCGGCGUCCCGCGGCUGAUCCUCCCCGUCACGUCCGCGGUCUAUCUCCUCGCCACGCACAACCUGGUCACACACGGCACGUACGACCGCGCUGAAGACGACUUCGAGCCGUUUGAGGUGCCGGACUUCCCGGUGCGCGUGGUUGUCAACCGGGCGGCGUCGCUCGGCUUGCCGCACAUGGAGAAGAACCAGCGGGAGAUGAUCGAAGCCAUGGCCACCGCCAGUGGCGUAUUCAUCAACACGUGCAUGGACUUGGAGGGCGCGUUGAUUGAGCGCUACGCGGAGGCGAUCAGCUGCAAGGUAUGGGCAGUCGGCCCGCUCUGCCUCCUCAACACCGACGCCGCCGCCGGUACGAUGGCGGGUAGGGAAAACCGUGCGGCCAUGGAUGCCGAGCACAUCGCGUCCUGGCUCGACGCGCGGCCACCGGCGUCUGUGCUCUACGUAAACUUCGGUAGCAUGGCCCGCCUGUUCCCGCCGCAGGUUGCCGAGCUCGCCGCCGGCCUGGAAUCAUCCCGCCGGCCGUUCAUCUGGGUAGUCAAAGAGACAGAGACUGCCGGCAUCGACGCUGAGUAUGAGGCCCGUGUCAAGGACCGGGGCCUGAUCAUCUGCGGGUGGGCGCCACAGAUGACGAUCCUGUCGCACCCAUCCGUGGGUGCCUUCCUGACGCACUGCGGGUGGAACUCAGUGGUGGAGGCUGUCUCCCACGGCCUGCCGCUGCUGACCUGGCCACACUUUCAUGACCAGUUCCUGAUCGAGGCGCUGGUCGUUGACGUGCUAGGAGUCGGUGUCCGUGUUGGCGUGGAGGUGCCAACCACGCACAUAGGGCUCGUGAAGCCCGGGCAGCUGCUGGAGGUGCAAGCCGGGAGGGACCCCGUGGAGAGGGCGGUGGCCGAGGUGAUGGACGAGGGGCUAGCCGGCGCAGCGCGUCGGGCUAGGGCGAAGGAGCUUGGGGAUAAGGUGAGGGUCACGGCUGAGGACGGGUCGCGGGACACUAACGUCAAGAACAUGAUCGGCCAUGUCAUGAAGCUUGUGUGCAAGAGCGAGGAGAAGAAGAUGGAUGACGCAAAUUAAACGGCAAGCUCCGAGUGGUGUAAGAGUAAAGUCCCUUGAAUUACGCAAAUAAAUAUACUUCAGAAUUAAUGUAUUCAGCAAACUUUUACAUUCAAACUUGGUAAACUAGGGAGGUGUCCCGCGCAAAUAGCACCGGUAGCUAGUAUUUUCAUUA